Photinus pyralis (common eastern firefly) is the source of this 691-nucleotide messenger RNA. RefSeq lists its product as uncharacterized. NCBI's taxonomy places the organism in Eukaryota, Metazoa, Arthropoda, Insecta, Coleoptera, Lampyridae. The transcript has 2 exons. The record is from RefSeq and is a predicted model, not a curated record. Bases 124 to 657 code for a protein of 177 amino acids.
GCAGCAGUGGACUUGGAUUUGUGUUCGAGCAGUGUCCAAGAUGCGUUCGUUAUUGCUGUGGAACAACAAGCGCGGGAGCGACUCGAGAGGCUCUCGGCUCUCAAACGGGUUACUCCCGUCGACAUGACCAAACUUUCACAACAGCUAAAUCAGCAAACGACAACAAGCGAAGACUUGAACGGUUUUUUAAGCAACUCCCCAAUAUACGUGACAUCUUUGACCGCCACCGAACCUUUAAACAACAACCCCACCGUAAGCAAACCAAGCAGCGGAGCGAUAACGACGGCGGUAGUCUCAUCAAAAGAAUCAAUCACAACAUCAAAAUUAUUGCCUCCGAAUCAAACGAACGGACAUAAAUCUAGUGAUAUUAUUUUAACUCAGCAAUUUGGAGAUAAUUUAGAUUUAAGUAAAGUGCCAAAUGAUGUUAGAGUAACGACCGCGGAGAGGGGUAAACCGGUAACGUUAUCAAAUCAAAAUAGUAAGGACCCCCCGCCUCAAUCGUUAGAUAUAAGAACAUUAGGUGAUAGAAGAUCGUCCUCGCCGUUUCAAAAUGGCCGAACGGAAGUGCUUAUAGGAGCGGAAGACAAUAAGCUCAAAACUACCGCUAUUGUUGAAAGCAAUAAUAAUAAAUUGGCAAUCGAUCCUGAAAUUCGGUAAGUGACUUUUUUGUUACCUUUUGAUUUGAAUCAGC